CUACAAAGGCGGCAUGAAAGGCGGCUAGAGCCGCCGACGACGACAAAAAUAGCGUUGGCGGCACGUCUCUGCGGCAAAUAUGCAUGUUGACCUCUCGGAGCAUUUGCACACAGAUGAAUGCAAUAUAUUAAUACGGGAGCUCAUGAAGUGUCAUGAAGAGCAAAAGUUCGGGAAAAUUUUUGGAGCUUGCAACAGCAUCAACACGAAAAUGUUGAAGUGCCUAAAGGAAGAGAGACUACGGAAGCAACGGGCGAAUUACGAACGCUCGUUGGAACGGCAGAGGCGACAGAAAUUGGCAGAAACGGCGCAAACUAGAAGUUGAAGUAAUGAUUUAUAUGACCAUCUGCAAAGUUGCACCUGACCGGUGAACUGUGUUUUUCCUACUGAGCCAAAGAGUGAAAACAUUUCGCGGGGAGUUUUACUCGAGGCUAGUAUUUUCAAUGUACACUUCACACAUCCUCGAAGGCCACCUGCUCAAGAAGCAUGUAACGCCUCUCAACAGAAUGCACAAUAAAUGGUAAAUAUAUUAUAUACAAUGCUGCAAAAACAGA
Molecule: messenger RNA, 551 nt
Organism: Ornithodoros turicata
Lineage: Eukaryota; Metazoa; Arthropoda; Arachnida; Ixodida; Argasidae
Product: COX assembly mitochondrial protein 2 homolog
Exons: 4
Coding region: 80-322 (80 amino acids)
Cellular component (GO): mitochondrion
Source: RefSeq, a predicted model, not a curated record